Messenger RNA from Parnassius apollo (apollo), 426 nucleotides. Lineage: Eukaryota; Metazoa; Arthropoda; Insecta; Lepidoptera; Papilionidae. The record is from the annotation of a GenBank genome assembly.
AUGACAGUAUGGACAGAAAUAUUGUGCCGUAUUCCGACAGCUCCGACAGUUCAACACCAGAGAAGAGAAACUGCUGACUGGAAACAAGAGAUAAAUAAAAGGAAAAGACAAUUUGGCUAUCCAUACAAAGGUAAGAAAAGAGAAGAAACCAUCUGGAAGUAUGAUGUUGAAAAGAAGGGAAGAGUUCUAAAGCCCAGAUGCAAAUGCAGAGUUAGUGAGAAGACGAGUAAAUUGAAUUGCAAUAAAUUAACAGAUAGAGACAGAGAAGACAUUUUUAACAUAUUUUGGAAACUAAGUUGGGAUCAGAAAAAAGUUUUUGUGAAUAACACAAUGAGACUUUCAAAAGUUCAUAGACCAAGAGACAGAAAAAACCAAGUUACAUCAAGGCGUAAAUUUUCAAAUGAGUACUCUCCAAGUAAAAGAUGA